UGCAAGAACUGAAUGUUUAUCUAAGAUUUUCGUGAGAAAAAUUCUUUGUUUAACGUUUAUGAAACGUUAAACGAAUAUACCAAUUCAUUUCAUAUUUAUCAUGUUAUAUAUGUAUAUGUAUUUAUUAUUCAUCCUGUGUGAAAUUAAAUCUUAAGUUAUCAGUUUGCAAACGAAUUGCUAUCAGAUGUGCAAAUGAAAACAUAUGUAAAAAUAAAUAUUAAACAUGUAUUUUGAAAAUAUAUCAAAGUUUGGAGAGAUGUCAAGAAUUGAUAUAAUGAUGAUAAUCAUUAUAAAUUAAUAAACAUUCGGAAAUUCCGACGCACGAAUCAACAAUGUUGCAAAAGAAACAAUCAAUAAUUGUAGGAAUUUUUGUAUUAUUAUUAUUACUCCUUUUCUAUAAAAAUAUAGGAUGGAUAUGUUUUUAUGGCAUACUAACAAUACCUUGUGGAUUAAUUGGACCAUCAAUGAUUAUUUUGAUUCAUAUUGCCUUAUCUCCUAAACAUCAAACUGGUGGUGGAACAUCAAAAACAACUGUUGAAUUAGAUGCUUUCCGUACAGUUUUGAUGAAAGGCUAUGAACCCAAAACUAUUUCUGCGCGAAAACAAUCAAAAUAUCCACUGAUUUUUAGUCGGCCUGUUGAUGGAGCACUUCAAAAUCUUUUAGAUUUAGCAUUUCGUGAUUUUGUGGGCACUUGGCUUGAAGAUUUAUCACUUUAUGCUGAUGAGAUUAUUCAGAAUAUGAAACAAGAUGUUUGGGGAGCAAUACAAAGCUUUCAUGAUCGGCUAUCUCGAAUUGAUUAUACAAAACUUGUAGCAUGUAAUAUGGUUAAUAAAGUGACAUUUCAUUUUGAAAAAAUUAGAAUAGCACAAGAAGCUGCGACCGAAGGAGAAGAUCCGGUAUUUAUAUUAUCAUCUCAUCUUAUGUCUAAAUCUGCUGAGCUAAAUUAUCUCAGGCAAAUCAGUGAACUUUGUAUUAUAUUUUUCUUACCAAAAAGUUAUUCAUUAUCACCAGCUAAAUAUCUAUUACGAGAAAUUAUUACUUGUAAAAUUCUUAAACCUGCCAUUGAUCUAAUUACUGAUCCAGAUUAUAUUAAUCAAAAAAUUUUGCUGUAUAUUGAACAACAACAACUUGCUGAAGCUAUGCAUAGAAAAACUUAUGAGUAUGCGGAAUCAUUUGAAGACUUUAUUAGAAUGAUAAAGGGCUCUAGAGAUUUAGAAGUUCUUAAACAUAUUCGAUAUAAUAUUGUGACUGAAAUAAUGCAAGCCACAACUAUUCAAAAUGUCAAAAGAGCUCAAGGAUUGGACUCAGAAAAUAGUUCUUUUAAUAAAUCUGAUAUGGUUCAGGCUAAAAAAUUAAAGAGAUAUAUCAGUCAAUUGACUUAUGCUAAAAAUAUAUGUGAAUGUCACAUGCAAUCACUUGGUUGGGAUGGUUAUCCAAUUCAGGAUAAUAGUGAAAGUGAUCUAAUAUUAUCUGAAGGGCGAAUUCUAUCACUUCAGGUUAUUCUAGAUAGUGUAAUUGGACGUAGGUAUUUAUCUCAAUUUCUAGAACAGGUAGCUAGUCAAGGAUUACUUGGAUACUGGGCUGCAGUGCAAGAAUUACGAAAUGCUGAUAAAUUAAAUUGGCAUCAAUUAGGUGCAGAGAUAUUUUAUACUUAUAUUAGAUCUCCUACUGCUGAGAUUAAAGUAGAUAAAAAUGUGAGAAAACGAAUGGAAGCUUUUUUGCUUGGUGAUAAAGGGCCUGGUGUUUUUUAUGAAGUUCAAGAAGAUGUCGUUAAAAUUCUACAAGAAAAAUAUUAUUCAUCUUUCAUAGUCAGUGAGCAGUAUAAAAAGAUGGCUGAAGAGUUAUUGAAUGAAAGAGCUGAUGGAUUAGUGGAAGAUCGACAAAUUGAAAGUGUCAUUUCAGAGAAUCCUUCUCUAUUGGUUACUGAACAUUCAAGUUAUGCUAGGAGUAAAUUAGAUCAAUUACAAGAAAAAUUAAACAAUAAAAUGCAAGCUUUACAAGCACUUAAAUCUUCACUUAAACCUGAAAGUAAAGUUCUCAGAAUUCUUGCUAAAGAAGUUGAUUGGCUUCAAGGUGAAAAACGACAACUAGAAGCUCAUUUGACACAUACAGAAAUGUGGGCAGAACACUUAGGAAAGUGGCGAGCUGAUGUUCAGAGUGCUGAAAUACCAGAUAAUGGUGAUCCACCUCAUUUUACUCUAGUUGUUCAUAUGGCUCAAGAUGAUGGAAACGCUGAGAGUAUUUCAACAGGUUGGGUUGUUUUUAGAAAACUACCUGAAUUUCAAGAUCUUCAUAAGAAACUUCGACAGCUUUGCUCUGAUGUAAAACAUCUUGAAUUACCAUCUCAACCACUCAAAUUUUUUGGAAAAACCGACAAAACUGCUUUAGAUAAAGCAAAAAUGCAAAUUCAAAAAUAUUUAAAUUUUAUUUUGGAAGAUGAUAAAUUGAAUCAAAGUGAAGCUCUUUAUGCUUUUUUGAGUCCUAGUUCUGAACAUUUAAAACAUACAACUCCUUCUCCAAAAAAAUCAAGAUUUUCAUUAUCUACACUUUUUAAAACCAAUUCAGGAAGUAGUGGAGAUUCAAAAGAUAAAGAAGAAGAAGAUGACUAUUCAUUAUUACUAGAUGAUUCUGAUUCUGGAAGAUCUAUUGCUGAUGGGUAUCUAGGGCCUGGAAAAGAUGCAAUUGCUGAACCACUUUAUUCAUUUAUCGGUGAAAUAUUUGACCUUCGUGGCGUUUUUAGAUGGCUAAGAAAAUCUUUGAUUACUUUUGUUCAAAUUACUUAUGGGCGUACUAUAAAUAGACAAGUAUGUGAAACAGUUGCUUGGCUAUUUUCUGAACCAAUGAUCCAUUAUUAUAUUCAAUUAUUUAUAAAGUCUUGGUGGCCAAAUGGUGAAAUUGCACCGAGUCCAUUUCCACGUACAGAUGAAGAAAAACUUAAAACUCGUGGUGAAGCCAGAAGACAACUAUUAAAUAAUUUACCUGAAGUACUGUCAAGUCUGGUUGGCUCACAAAGUGCUCAUCGGGGUGCUACUAAAGUUUUUGAUACUCUGCAAAAUGUUAAAUUAAAUAGACAACUAUUUUAUGAUAUAUUUGAAGUUUUGCUGUAUGAAUUAUUUCCAGAAUUGCAUCACAAAUAACUCAUAUUGUGAUAGAAAUUGAGUUAUUUAUCAAAUAUAUGUAACAGAUAAAAACUUGAGUUUUUAUCUUUCAAAUAUGAUACCAAAAACAGGGUUGAUAUGUGCUAAUUUUAUAUUUCAUUAUAAUACAAGGGAAUAUUUUUAUUUAUUGAUCAGUAUUAUACUAUAUCCUUUGAGCCAAAUUUUUAUUCAAAGACCUGAAAUUAAUAAAAAUGAUUAUGUACCAACUUAAGACUGUCGUUUAAAAGAAAUAGGUGCUUGAUUUUUAUGUAAAAUAUUAUGGUAACAUUCAAAAUAUGCCCAGAGUAAUUUUAAAAAUUUUAAUGAUAAAACAAGUACCAUAAUAUUUUACAAAAAUUUAAUUUUUAUUGUGAGACAAAAAAAUCUA
Chelonus insularis is the source of this 3525-nucleotide messenger RNA. RefSeq names its product snazarus (gene snz). NCBI's taxonomy places the organism in Eukaryota, Metazoa, Arthropoda, Insecta, Hymenoptera, Braconidae. The transcript has 4 exons. Gene Ontology annotation, cellular component: intracellular membrane-bounded organelle. The record is from RefSeq and is a predicted model, not a curated record. Gene Ontology annotation, molecular function: phosphatidylinositol binding. Bases 333 to 3137 code for a protein of 934 amino acids.